AGAGUGACGUAGGUUUUGAACGAGUCGAAAAAGCCUACUUCGCCUUCGUACAUCCUUCGACGCCGUUCCUUCCUCUCGGAUCGGAAGUCGCGAAAGUUCGCCGUUCUUUCUGUUGGAUCGGACGUAGCGAUGGGAGCUUGCUCGCUGUGAAGGCAACUAUCGUUCUCUCUUUCGCGCGCUUCUUCAGCCAAAUCCCGCUCCUGAAGUAGUGUGCGGUCAAUUAAAGUGGAUUACUGCUUCCGACGAUUGAGGAAUCAAAGUCUAGAAGAACUCGUAUGCAACACUUGCUUGAAAAACGACCAUUUGAAUCUCAGUUAAUGAGUCAUUAAAAGAGCUAGCACUCAGUCAACACUUGGGUAGAGUUGUAUUACAUUGACAUUAUGGUGCAGUAAUCGUGUGAGAUGGAAUGAGGCAAACUUGCAUGAGAUUGAAUCAAAUAAACCGGUGAGGCAAAAAAUCACUGAACCCAAGACGCCAUACCACCCUAUGAUUGAUGAUGAUGGUUCCUUAUCACCAAGAUGUGCUUUUGAUGAAUGUAUUGAAGGUCCUGUGAAUGCUGAGGAUAUUGCAAAUGCUUUAAGUAAUGUGGCUUCUUCAAGUCAAAUAAUUUCUAGGAAUGAAGGUUGGACAUCAUCAGAAGAAGAAUGUGAUGCCAUGGAACAAGAUGAAGAUCCUGAAGCUGAAAGAGGAAGGUUAAGCUUCAAGGAGCAUCGACGGGUUCAUUACGAUGAGUUCAGGAAGGUCAAGGAGCUAUUACGAUCUGGAUCUCUAGUUCUUGAUGAUGAAGAAGAAGGCGGAGGAGGAAAGCGCAGCGAAGGGAAGGCUUCGUCUUUGAAAACCGUACCUGCGAAAGAAUUCUUCCACCAAAAUUAAGCACCUUCGACUGAUGAAUCCCGAGAAAACUUAGCGCUACCAAGUUUCAACUGGUAAGAACAUUUUGCUUGUUUGAAAUAAGAUAAAUAUUUUGCAGAAUAAUGAAUUCAAAUUGACUAUCACUUGGUUAUAUGUAAUUAGAAAUUAAUAUCUACUCUAUAUUUAUCAGCUUUUUUGGAUUUUUUUUUA
Molecule: messenger RNA, 1062 nt
Organism: Dendrobium catenatum
Lineage: Eukaryota; Viridiplantae; Streptophyta; Magnoliopsida; Asparagales; Orchidaceae
Product: protein phosphatase inhibitor 2
Exons: 6
Coding region: 487-873 (128 amino acids)
Biological process (GO): regulation of signal transduction
Molecular function (GO): protein phosphatase inhibitor activity
Source: RefSeq, a predicted model, not a curated record